AUGGUGGUCAUCAAAAUUGAGGCCGUCACGGACCUGCUCUGUCCGUGGUGCUAUGUCGGCAAGAAGAACCUCGACCGCGCCAUCUCGCAGUACCGCGCCGUAGACCCCUCGGCCGAGUUCGAGGUCAUCUGGAAGCCCUUCUACCUGAGCCCGGCCAUGAAGAACACUGGCUACGACAAAGUCACAAUGUACAAAACCCACUUCGCCAGGUCGGGCGACCUGCCCAAAAUCCUCGCCCGCAUCACAUCCGCCUGCACCCUCGCCGGCAUAUCCCUCAACGUGACCGGCAACACCGGGAACUCGCGCCAGUCCCACAAGCUCCUCGCUCUCGCCCUCGCGAGGAACGGUCCGGAGGCCCAGGACCGCCUGCUCGAGACUCUGUUCCGGGGCCACUUCGAGGAGGGAGAGGACCUCUCGGACCGAAAGUAUCUGCUCGCGGCCGCGACGUCCGCGGGUGUGGAUCUCGACGAGAAGGAGGCGGCGGCGGUGCUGGACGACGACCGCGUCGGCAAGGCGGUUGAUGAGGCCGUGCUGGAGGCGAGGAGGGCGGGCAUCACGGGGGUGCCGACGUUUACGGUCCAGGGGAGGUGGAGAGUUGGCGGGAACCAGGAGCCGGACGUGUUUUUGAGGGUGUUUGAGAGGGUCGAGGAUGAGUAG
Molecule: messenger RNA, 657 nt
Organism: Colletotrichum spaethianum
Lineage: Eukaryota; Fungi; Ascomycota; Sordariomycetes; Glomerellales; Glomerellaceae
Exons: 2
Coding region: 1-657 (218 amino acids)
Molecular function (GO): oxidoreductase activity
Source: RefSeq, a predicted model, not a curated record